CUUACGAAAGCGGUAGUAGCGCCUCACCCGACGGUGUGUCAGACGCGGCUCCUCCAGAAGUUUUGCGCCCGACCCCGAUCACCUCACCCGGACUCUCAAAUCUGCGUCAAACCCCUCAUCAGUUCACGGUUCUUCUGGGUUAUGGAACUGGAUAAAAUGGACGAAAACGACUGGAAAUAUCACGGGGAGGGCAACAAGAGCCUGGUCGUGUCUCACUUGCAGCACUGUCGAGUUCUUCGUCUGCUGAAGUUUCCCUCUGAAGACUCUGCACAUACACGACAGACCGCAGAACAAGCUUUUCGACACAUCCUAAACAUCGUGGAUUAUAGUAAAUAUGUCAUGAAGCCUUUACUGGAGGAGAAAUACGUUCACAGUGGAGAGGUUGUUAAACUACCACUGGACUUUGUGAGACAGCUGUCGCUGAAGGUCCAACAAGAACGACCUGAACUGCGCUGUGAUAAGGUCAUGGACACUUUCAGUGGGUGUGGUUUAUGCCUUCCCAACCUGACCCAACUUCCCCUCCACCAUCUCAGAGACCACAGACCUCCAAUCUGCGUUGAGAUUAAGCCAAAAUGUGGAUUUCUACCCUUUUCAAGACACAUAACCAAGGAAUGUAAGCGCAAAGUUUGCAGAUUCUGCAUGCAUCAGCAUUACAAGUUAGCCAAUGGGAAGUGGAAGCGAUUGAGCAGAUAUUGCCCUCUGGAUCUCUUCUCAGGGAGCAAACAGCGAAUGUUCGUUGCAUUAAAGAAUCUGUUAGAGGAACCACAAAACAACUUGAAAAUCUUUAAGGGUGGAGAGUUGAUAUUUAGCUGUAAAGAUGAUGCCAAGCAGCAACCCGAACUGAACGAUCUCAUUCAACACCUUCGGCCUUAUUUCUCUCAUAUUAACGGCCUCUAUAACGGCCACCAGCCAGGCAAAGCCGUCCUGAACGAGUUCAUUCAGGUGAUCUGCUCUGCUCUGCUCAGCGGCGGGGACUCGAAUCGCUCCGGAGAGCCAAGGAAGGUGCACCUGUCCGAGAGCAGGCCGCACUGUGAAGCCAGUCCCUUCCCAAGAGACCUGCUCCGCAACGGUAACCACGGUCUCCCUAAAGACAGUGUCCUUGCAAAAAUCCUCCAAGUCCAGAUGCUGGAUAACCUGGAUAUCGAAGGAAUCUACCCUUUGUACAAACGUGUGGAGCAGUAUCUAGAAGAGUUCCCGAAAGAAAGAAACCGACUGCAGAUAGAUGGGCCUUAUAAUGAGAGUUUCAUGGACAUGGUGAAAAACUGUCCUGCUGAAGACGACGGCUCUGUAGAAUACGCAGUUGGGAAGGUUUAUCAGUAUAGAGUUGCAAUGACCGCCAAAGACUGCUCAGUCAUGAUCACGUUUGCACCCGACGAGGAAGACGAGGAACAGCAGUUGAAUCUGGAGAAGCCUCGUUUCACAUAUUCCAUCUCCAUCCUGGAUCUGGACCCCAAACCAUAUGAAGGCAUCCCUCACCAGUACAAGCUGGACACCAAAAUCGUCAACUACUACCUGCGGAGCACGCAAGCUCCGCCCCCCUCCAGCCUAUAUAAGGAAAGGCAGGAGUGUACGCUGCUCUUCCAUGCUGUAUGAGACACCUCCACAAGUGCUGCUAGGGAAAUACCCAGAAGUGCAGUUGAAGUAGUGAUACCGUUAGUUUUCUUCUUUUUGUUUGCUAUUCUGUCUAGUUUUUUGCCCUCCCACAGGAUUCCGCCACAUGAAGUUGGCAGCGAUGGCGGCGUUCGCAGUUGUUUGCCAGAGCGACCUUUCUUUUCGAGGGUGAUGUUCUCAUUGGGGCUGGUCUCCUAAAGCACAGAAUACCUGAAUGAGUCUGUCAUUGGCUGUAAAGAGGGAGGACAAGGAGUCUCUGUGUGUUUUUGUGCAGUGCUGGGUUUUUCUCGCACGCAGCAGUGCAACUGUGGUUUCCAAGUGCCAAAACUGGCUCGAAGCGAUUUCCUCUAGUGAAUGUUUUACCGUGCAUCAGCUUGGCCGUGUCUGCAGUCGCUGUCCAGGCAGUUUGGAAUUCAAAAACAGAAAAGUACUUUCAUCCCUAGAGCUCCUCAAACCACUGACCCUCCGCGAGCUACAGUAGCGGGAUUUAUACUGACAAGCACAGACCUAUUGCAUGCUAGCUAAUGAGGUCGCGUUAACACCGUCACUACCCGAAAGAUAGAUUUGAUAAAUUAGAGGAUAAGUCUAAUGACAUUACUCGCUAAUGAAAGUGUAUUUUUGUAACAUACGCUUGGCUGGCGUAACCGUUUACCACCAUAUACACAUCGAAGUGUCUUCUUAACAAGCGGUUAACAAUAAAACAUUUUUUACUAACCCAUGUCAUUCCAAACCCAUUUGAUAGAAUUGUUACGCAGCUUGUCAGUUCAUAGUGUGUCAUGUCUGAAUUGUGUAUGAACACAACUUUUUUUUUUGAACAAUCAUCAGUGAAUCAGGACUUAGUUUUGAGUGAAGAACAGACUAAGUUUUGUUGUUCAAGUAGUGCGCGAGUGAAAUUAACUACAUUUGUUGCAUUCGAGCUUGACAAUACUUGGCCACAUACAAACUGUUGUGUAACAAUUCUUCAAAAAUCAGUAUGCAGACAUGAUGGUGUGCAAAUAAUUAGUCCAUCACCUCAAACACCACCGUUUUCCCCAGAAAUGCAAAAAUAUGCUUUCUGUCCAUCAACGAUUGCUUUGUCUCAGAGUUUGACACUAAUACACUUAGUUGUUGUCUGUUUUGAAACCGUAGAGCAGAAAACAACCAAAGGAAUCCAACCCCAGCAUCUCGGAUGCUACCAUGGUUGUGUUCGGAUUGAGUUUUAAAAGCCGUAAUUGGUUGCAGAGCCAUUAUACGACCAAAAAUGGACAGCAUGCCAGUUUUAGUCAUUCGCACAAGUAAAAAGAUGAUCUAGUAGGUUUUCCCAACAGUGAAGAUUAUUAUUAUUUUUCUUCAAAAGAAGCAGUAUAGGCCACAGAAAUGGUAGUGUUGAUUUAAAAUGAGUUGCAAGUUUGGCGCCUUUGACCCCAAAAAAACAACCACAGUGAGAUGGUUUGCAUAGAUUGUAUGCUGCAACUUUAACACUAAAGAUGGCACCUCAUGGUCUACUUUCUUUGUCAUGGGAAGUAUUACUGUUACAAUAUACUGUGGCAUGAGAGAUACUCAUGCGCCUGUUUACCUCCUUUGGCGUGAUGCAAACUGCGUCGGCUUGCUUUUCUCCAAGUCAAUGCAGUUCUCAUCAGGCGAAUAUUUUUUGAGUUUUACAUGGAUGAAUAUUCAACAUUGCCAAAUUGUUCACAAUCCCCUUUGUCUUAAAGUGAACUGGUGUCAAGAGAAGUAUUAAUACGCCUUACCUGUGAGUGAAAACGUCUUGUCCAACCAAUGGCGUUUAUUUGACUGUCAUGUUAUGAUGUAACUGAUUGAGCAUUUCAUUACUCUAUUUGCCUUUGUUUUAACAACAUCUUUCCCGUUGAACCAGACGAGCCAGAGAUUUUAAGAGUCUUAGGUGGGACACUGUGUUAUUCUAAUGAAAUAAAGAUUUAUAAUCACUAUGUA
Carassius auratus (goldfish) is the source of this 3543-nucleotide messenger RNA. RefSeq names its product inositol-pentakisphosphate 2-kinase-like. The record is from RefSeq and is a predicted model, not a curated record. Gene Ontology annotation, molecular function: inositol-1,3,4,5,6-pentakisphosphate 2-kinase activity; ATP binding. Bases 142 to 1593 code for a protein of 483 amino acids. Lineage: Eukaryota; Metazoa; Chordata; Actinopteri; Cypriniformes; Cyprinidae. The transcript is spliced from 13 exons. Gene Ontology annotation, cellular component: nucleus. Gene Ontology annotation, biological process: inositol phosphate biosynthetic process.